GUGUGUGUGUGUGUGUGUGUUGCGGCGCAUUCUUAAUAUCGUUACAACAGAAUACAACAACGGUGGAACGAGCGUUACAAUCCAUAGAUUUUCUAUUUCUCACGAGUAGAAUACGAUACAGAUACGGAUUAAACGCAUCGGUCAAUUUCAUCGACACUUUCAUCUCGUCUGUCGAUGAUACUAUUUUAGACACGUACGUACAGGUGCGAGCGUUGGCGGGCGAACGAUUCGCCAACCACGCUUGCGCUUAUCUUUCCCAGACAACCACUACCAGAGUACUCGUAUCCGUUCCAUCGUUUAUAAACCCGUGCCAAUGCAAACGGGGAAUGCAAACGAACUCUAAUAAAUUCUAAUAAUUCUGUUUGCUCGACAACGAACGUCGUUUCGUUGUUUAAAUCGCGAUCAUCGAUUGGAUAAGGCCGUUCAUCAAUCAUGUAGGGCAGCUUACGAGCUUGACAAUCUUAGAACAUUGUAAGAAGUCUUUCUUAGACUUGUAAAUGUACAUAUAUGGACAUUGCGUAUGCAAACAAGUACGUAAACUGAAAGUGAAAUUGUAUGAAUCGACGACAAAGCGAUAUUUAUUUUAAAUCCGUAACAAUCGUGAUACUAUUAUUUAUUGAAUACGCGGAUACCUGGAAUUGGAACUAGCGUGUAAUAUCUACGAAUACAUGGUAUCAAAUUUGUAAAUAAAUCUUAUAUAUUGCUAAAUUAAAAAGCUAGCUCGAUACGUUAACGAGGUUAUGUGAUCUCAACCUUUCUCCGCAUACGCUCGUUCGAAGCAAUAAUCGUCUUUCCUUUGAAAAGAAAUCUGUAGAUGGCGAAGUAGACGGUGAUGCAGUGCGCAUGCGCUACUACAGACAUACACACACAUAUAUAUACGCACUUGCAUCCUCCCGUUUUGAAAAGUUGCACGUCCGUUGAAAGCAAGUACGUUUCAAUUUGAUCUUUCAAUCUUUCAGUAGAGGGCAAUAUGAACGUAAUAAGAACUGAAACAGCUUUAAAAUCACAGAGGACGAAACAACAUGGGACACAAUUCCGGCAACAGUUUAAUGUGCCGUUGACGAAACGUCNNUUGAAAUUUGGUAUGAAGGCGAAGCGGAGAACAAAUUGCAAGUUGGCAACCACCACUUCCACCUUGCAUUCGAAAACUCCAAAAUUUCGUAAUGUCGCAAUGUCGUCCUCUCUGCGAACGAGUACGUCUCGCAACUGCGUCUCCAGCCAUAACGACCGGCCGAGGUGAUGCGAGAUCAGAAGUCGGAAUAGCUUCGCUCGACAUCCGAUGCCCACAUUUGAUUCUUUGUCAAAUCAGCGAUUCUCAGACUUAUGUCAGCGCGUUGAGCAAAUUGUACCUGUUCGAUCCCAUUGAAAUUUUGAUGCCGGACACCAUGUGUGAAUGUACCACGGGUAAAAGCGUCCUUUAUCGUUCGAUGAUGGACAAGUUUCCCGAAACAGAGCCAACACCGAUAUCUCGUGUACACUUUAACGACACGAUCGGUUUCGAACGAAUCAAGUCGCUGUGCAACCCUGAAUACUCCUCGGUGGAAUUAUUUGUUAAACAAAAAUAUUACGCGUUGGCCGCAGCCGCAGCACUACUGAAAUACGUCGAGUACGCUCAACGAAUUAUUUACGCGCCAAAAUCGAUGAAAAUCGAAUUUCACGGAUCGCCAAACGCUGCUACGAUAGAUUUGGAAAGUGCACGAAGCUUGGAGUUGGUCCAGUCACAAUGUGGUCAGCGAAAUGUCAGUUUAUUGGGUAGCUUGGAUCGUUGUUUAACACCAAUGGGUAGAAAGCUGUUACGCGCAAACAUACUUCAACCUUGUUGCGAAGAACGCGCAAUUCUCGAGCGACAAGCCGCCGUUGCCGAGCUGGUAGCCAACUGUUCGUUGCGUGCAUUAAUCCAGCCCGUCGUACGACGACUUUAUGGCGCCGACAGACUUUUAAUUUUAUCGACGACACCUGUUCUGCACGAAAACAGCGUGCAAACUGCUGAACAGAAUCUAAAUUAUGUUUUGUUGUUGAAGAAUUUAUUGGACGUCGUGCCUGAACUUGAAAAGAUAUUGUCAACUGGUGAGAGUGGCCUCUUGUCUAAAAUCCAAAAGAAACUAAAAAAUGACGAAUUUCGGCUGAUGCGAGAAAGAAUCGUUGAAACUAUACAUCCAGAUGCGAGAUCCGUAACUGGAUACACGUCCUCGAACAUGCAACGUUGCUUCGCCAUCAGAGCGGGCAUUAACGACUUGUUAGAUAUCGCCCGACAGACAUAUUGCGAGUUGAUCGACGAUAUGAAAAGUCAGUACGGAGAAACAAACGAGUGUACACAAUGACUACCAAUGCGCUCGCAACGUUGAGUCAACAGUGUAAAAUUGCUUGCGAAGAAUUGCACUUGAUGAGUAACGUACUGCUGCACGACCUGCUACAGAGUAUUCGAGAAUACAUUGGCUGUUUGUUCCAACUGAGUGCGGAUAUCGCAGAGUUAGACCUGAUAGCAUCCCUUGCUCAAGUCAGUUCACUUCCAACGUAUACGAGACCAUCCUUCGGAUCCAAAUUGGAAUUGCUCGAUUCCAGACAUCCAGUAAUGGAUGUUGUUGGUUUCGAUGGCCCCGUACCGAAUAACGUGAGUGCGUCGAUACCUGAGAACCUAUGUGUAAUAUCUGGACCCAACAUGAGCGGCAAAUCAACUUAUCUGAAACAAAUUGUCUUGCUGCAUAUAAUGGCGCAACUUGGUUGUUUCGUGCCAGCCAAGAAGGCAAUGUUUCGUAUAACAGAUCUCAUUUUUUGUAAAAUAGCCAUUCGCGAUGAUAUCGAAUGCAACGCUUCCACGUUUGCCCUCGAAAUGAAAGAAGCGCAAUACAUUUUACGAUCUGUUACGGCAACUUCGCUCAUCGUUUUCGACGAGUUGUGCAAGGGUACCGCCAUCGAAGAAGGGGCUUCACUCGCGUGGGCUACCUGCGAAAAACUGUUGAAUACGACUGCUUUUAUCUUUGCUGCAACUCAUUUUACUUACCUGACGAAAUUAGCGGAUCUCUACUGCAACGUGACAAACCGAUAUUUCGAAACGUCGAUGAACGCUCGAGGCUCGGAAGCUGAUAACAUCCAUCGUCGAUUAACUUACACGCAUCGGUUAAAAUCCGGUGUGGCUCAUUCCGACGAUUACGGUAUCGUUCUAGCUGAAUUAUCUGGCUUGCCAAAGUCCGUUACGGAGAAGGCACGAAAAUACGCUUCCGAACAACUGGUUACAACGAAUCAAGUUACAACGAAAUCGAAUUCACGGGGCAAAAAAAAAUGUUACAACGUUCUGGUUAGACUGCACGAGCUUCUGGAAACUGAUGAAUUCCAUCGGGAACAAGUGAUAUCGCUUGUCCGAUGUUUUGUAAAACUCUGGAAGCAAGAGAGUGGCGAAUACACUGCACAAGAAGAUGGGAAAACGACAAGUGAAAUCGAUAUCGAUAUGCGGAAAGAUAGUGAAAGUGAUAUCUCCGUUACGGAGAGAAAGGAUGAAAACGAUGAAAACGAUGAAAACGAUGAGACAUUUGGUGAAAAUGCACGGAGAAUGAAUAGCGGUAAUGGGACACGGAGGAAAGAGAAGGAGAAUGAAUACGCGGAGGAGAGUGUUGUCGUACCUGAUAGAUCGGAUGUGAUAAAUUUCGGAAUAAAUUUCGGAAAUGAAAGGGAACAACGUACGUAUGGGAAUGUAAUUUAUACGGACAACGAAUCGAAAGAGAUUCCUGUUGUCUCAUCUAAUGCCGCGUUUAUCGAUGAAAGUGGCAAAUCACGUAACGAAUCAUCGGACGCGUCGUUGAAUUGGAUCGACCGUAGAUCCUAUUCAGCAGCACCAGUUGACAAAUCUGACGAAACUUUAUCAUUGUCGGACAACGUAAAAUCCAUAUUUCGUAAAAACUUGGAAAAAUCUUAUAGUUCCACGUGCUCGACUAUCCAUAGAACCACUUCGUCUGUAUCUUCGUUUCUUUCAGCCGAGUUAUCGCCAGUGCAAAUGUCGAUAUCAACGGUUGAAAAAUCAACUUCAGAAUUAUACGAAUACUGUCUCUCGGAUGAUGAUUUCUUCGAUACGUUUUCACACGUUUCAGCCGUGUACAAAUCAAUCGAUGAUUAACGAAAAACUUUAAGUGAGCCUCGAGUCAAACAUAAGCAUACCCGUGUGUAUCUUUCGUCCUAUUUUUCCUUUAUGAUUUCUAUCUUACUUCUAUCUUUCUUUCGUGUAUAUUUAAGAGCGAGUAGAAUACAAUUGAUCGUUUCUGAUCUUUCUAUUCUUUCUAUAUUUAUAGAAUCAAGGAUAA
Messenger RNA from Heterotrigona itama, 4292 nucleotides. The record is from the annotation of a GenBank genome assembly. Lineage: Eukaryota; Metazoa; Arthropoda; Insecta; Hymenoptera; Apidae.